Molecule: messenger RNA, 3908 nt
Organism: Coturnix japonica (Japanese quail)
Lineage: Eukaryota; Metazoa; Chordata; Aves; Galliformes; Phasianidae
Gene: TK2
Product: thymidine kinase 2
Cellular component (GO): cytoplasm; mitochondrion
Molecular function (GO): deoxynucleoside kinase activity
Source: RefSeq, a predicted model, not a curated record
GGGCGGCCGCGGUCCCGUAGCGGUGCCGGCGGGGAUGGGCGAUGUGGCGGCUGAGCGCGGCCUGGGCCCGACCCGCGGCGCUGCGCGGGGCCCGGCGCGGCCUCCGGGGCGGUGUGACCGCGGGGAGAUGCUCGGAGGGCGGCCUGGCGCUGCGGGGACGGACCGGGCCGGGAGGGAGCGGCGGCUAUAAGCAUUUGAUAAAAGAAGAUGAUCAAAAGACUGUUAUUUGCAUUGAGGGGAACAUUGCGAGCGGAAAAACGACGUGCCUGGAUUACUUUGCACAGACUACCAGCAUCGAGGUCUUGACAGAACCAGUGAGUAAAUGGCGGAAUGUUCGUGGUCAUAAUAUCCUGGGCUUAAUGUACCAGGAUGCUUCGAGGUGGGGGAUAACCUUACAGACUUACAUACAGCUUACAAUGUUGGAGCAGCAUACCAAACCAAUGAUUUCCCCAGUAAGAAUGAUGGAGAGAUCGAUUCACAGUGCAAAAUACAUUUUUGUAGAGAAUCUGUAUAGAAGUGGGAAGAUGCCAGAGGUGGAUUAUGUUGUCCUGUCUGAGUGGUUUGACUGGAUCCAGAACAACACUGACGUUUCAGUUGAUUUGAUUGUUUACCUGCAGACGUCUCCUGAAGUUUGUUAUGAGAGAUUAAAGAGAAGAUGUAGAGAAGAAGAGAAAAUCAUUCCUCUGGAAUAUUUAGAAGCUAUUCAUCAGCUCUAUGAAGAGUGGCUCAUUAAACAUACGCUAUUUAAAGUUUCCUGCCCAGUGCUUGUUAUUGGAGCUGACCACGACAUGCAGAAAAUGAUAGAAAAGUACGAAGAAAACCGGGACCAAAUACUAAACCCGUAUAAUAUGCAACAGCAUUUAUAGAAGUUUAAAUUGAAUGGUUUCUGCUUUAGACCUGCACCUUGUAGGAUGUUGUGAACUUCUCACUAGAAGGUGCUCAGGAACAAGUCAUAAACAGAAUAUGACCCAAUUCCAUUCCAAGUUUUUAGGUUCACCAUCCACUUUACUGCAUCAGUUCUGUUUUGUUAAAAUGUGUCUUUCUCUCACUCCCAAUUUACUGCUGUUUCCUAUGAAAUAAUGCUUUUCUUUUCCCCCAUGACAGUUUUGUUUCUGUAGCGUAAGAGGUGGGUUGUCCUGCUGUGUGUUGCAUUCAGUAGCUGUGUUAAGCAGCUGGGGUUAUGUCAAAAGAGAGUGUGUAGGGGUUCUUUCUGUAAUCCUGCCUACACUGAUGCAUUUAAUUGAACUCUUUUUCUACUGCUUUACAUGACAUCACGAUAUAGCUGUAGUUCUGAAGGUAACUAUGUGUAGUCACAUAGAAAUCAGUGGUGAACAAAUAGUUAAAUAGUCUUUGUAACUGAUGUCACUGAUGGUUCUGAGGAUUUUUCUAGGCUGGGUUUUAAAGGGGCUGAUGUCUCUAGUUUUCAUGAAAUUGCCUUCUCAUAGGUGAGUGGAGGACUAGUGAGAAUACAGUGGGUUUGGAACUCUGCCUUUCCUUUCAAACGGUGAUGUAAAUAAUGAAAGUAGUUGAUUUCUUAACUGCUCUGGAUUCUUAAAUACUUGGGUUGUUUUUUCUAAUUAUUUAUUAUAAAGAAAUAUAUGAAUGGUUCUUUGGGUAUACGCUUUAUUGCGGCUUGGGGAAUAGAGAAAUGGGUGUUCAGUUCUUCUGAUUAUUUGCUUAAGUGUUGACGUGCUCUUUAUUUCUGCUUUACCCUCUUGAAUGUUGUCUUCCAUUGCUUACUGCCUAAACAUCUCUAACUUAUGGACCACGAUUUUCAGUUAUUUGGCUUUUUCACAUGUUACUUGACUGCAAACACUUCACUUCUUUUAUUUGGUGGUUUUAUGGUAGCUGUAUAUACCUGAAGGAGGCUGUAGCUAAAAUGACUGCAGCUUUUUCCAAGUCAGGAGAUGCAGUUCAUUUCUUCUCAUGGGAUUUUUAUUUAUUUAUUUUUAAAAGCAGUGCAGCUUAGGAAUGAUCAGUGCAUGGAGUGUUUCCAAGUGAGUACUGCAUCAGUAUGCUGAGGCUUGUGAACCCAGUUCUGUUCUGUUUUAGAGCUUUAGAAUUCCAGCUCAAAAGAAAAGGUUUAUGUAUUAAAUAAUUAUCUUACAGAAGCUUAUUUGUACAGGAGCGGUGGUCAUUCUGGAGACAUUCUGAUAAACUUUCAAAGUUCUUUUUUGUUUCUUAGAGAAGAAAAAAUUCUCUAGAAAUAGUUCUGUAAGUUUCAGCCAUCUGCAGAUUGUUGUUAAUUGCAAUCUGAUUAUGAGUUGUAGAAGCCAAUGGUGUGUGUUCUGCAUGCUAACCUGGCAGCCCAGAGAGGAGCCUCUUAAUUCUGUUGUGCAGAAAAUGCAAGUAAUUUAGUACCUCACAAAAAUGACUCUGGUGAGUCAGUCAGCCUUUUUGGUACUGUUUCCCCUUACCUUGGGAGCCUGGAGUGGUGUGUAAAUCAUUUAAGAAGAAAUGAUUCUUUGCCAUUUAAAUUCUCCAGGUUUUUCCUGGUUCCCUGAGCCGUUGUUUUCUCUUUGUGCUUAACAGCCUGUAAUGGAAUUUUCUUCUGGAAACUUGUCACUUUAUGAGCAUUUAGAUGUAAUAUCCUGUCACAGUGAGUUCUACAUCUAAACUGCAAGCUAUGUGAGAACUGAUUAUCUCUUUUCUGUAUUGUAUAUCUAAUCUGGAUGGAUAUCUUCACCAGACUUUAGUACUGACUUUAUUGAGGUGUCCUAGCAGUCAGUAACAUCUGGGAGCAGCACGUAAACUGACUCGAAGAGACAGAGAGACUGGCAAAAAUUAAAAUGUUAAACAUUGCAUUUUCUUCACCUGGCCUUCUGUGUGCUCUCUUCUGGCGUGGGGAGGAUGUUUAUAUCUUACUUAUUUGAUUAAACAUUUCAGAGUUGAAUGUCCAAAACUGCAGGUCCUAAGAAGCCUUGAUGAUAAUUGUGUUCACUGGUGUAAUUAGCAUGCAGAACUACUGCCAGCACCAGGAACUGAUCCAACAUCUCUUUUUCAGUGCUUUUCCUCCUGCAGAGUCUGGGUAUUCUGCCAUCAGUUGCAAUUAAAAUGUUCAGACCUGAAGCUCUCCGUGCUCUUGCAAGUAAUGGCUCUCAUAGCAAGGUACUGUCCUGUCUGAGGACUUGGAGUAUCUAAUCCUUCCUGUAGAGCAUAGAGGUCGAAGUAAUUACUGUGUAUUUCUAAAGCAGGUUAAAGUCAGGUGAGGAAUAUGGUUUUUUACUUUGUUUCCAGCAUUUGGGGGGCUACCAGUUGGCAGUUUUCAAAAGGUUUAGUCUCAGAACAAAGAGCCAGUAGUUGUAGGAUUACUUUGUACAUAAGAGAAAUGUAAUCUUCUGUCUUGUCCAGAUGCCAUUUAUCUGAUUUUAGUUGUUGGUUUGUUUUGUAAGAGAAACUGGCUUAUCCUAAAAUAACUCCAAAACUUACUGUAAGGGUUAACUGUUGUGUAAACACUCCUAUAAGAGUGGUGUCUCAACACUUACAGAAGGUCAGGUAAGAGUGAUGCAGUAGAGGAGCUCUGGUUUUUACUUGUGUACUGUGCUACUUGAUUUUAUUUAUUCUUGUGUCGGGGGCUUUGAGCUGAUCCCUCUGUCUGAUAAGUGAUUUAUUUCUCUCUCACAUCUCCCCAUGAUGAAUACUGAGCUGUUUGGACUUUUACUGUAAGUAGGCUGCUCUGCACGUGCUGCUGUAUUCUGUUCCAUUCCUGCCCUUUCUGCAGGGAGCUGUAUUGUUUAAUGCUGCGAAAAGGAAACCUUUAGGAUUUAUCAGCUGUCUCACUUAAGAGAACAGUGCCACGUAGCUUCCGCUGGAUGGAGCCUUUAGUGGUGAUGGUGGAUUACUGGUUAUAACUCUCCCAGUGUUCAGAUACAAGUAAAGUUAAAUAAAUAAACGUGAUGUUUUAGAAA